UCAUACUCAAUUCAUUCAUCAAUGAUGAUCGAUUUUGCGAUAUUUUUUUACUACUAUUACUGCUGCUGUUUUUAUCGUUUCCUUGGAGACAUUUUUAUUUCCAAACUAUACAAGAUAGCUUACAUGUGACUCAGAAAAUCGAACGAUUGACAAACAUGAUCAUCAUUCUCAUAAUUGAAUAGCCACAAUGUCAAUUAAUAUUCAUAAUAAAAUUUAUUACAAAAUUUUUCUAUUUUCAGCCUGGGUGCUUGCAACAUUUUACAUCUCACAUCUAGUAGCCGAAGCCCGUCAAACGCAAAAAUCGGGUGAUAUGGCAUUGGAUAAUCAUACAACCAUACCGGUGAUGAUGACCGGCGCUGCCAUAUUGGCAACGACCGUUUAUUUCAUUUAUCAAUUCUGGAUACGUAACAAAGCAUCUGGACCAAAGUUGUUGGAAAAUCCCAAAGAAAAAUAUUCAGUGGCUUUAACAGAACGAGAAGAAAUCUCACAUGAUACUCGUAGAUUUAGAUUCAGUCUACCGACUAGUGAUCAUAUACUCGGUCUUCCAAUCGGUCAACAUGUAUACAUGUCGACUACAUUGAAUGGAAAAUAUAUUUCACGUUCAUAUACACCGGUGACCAGCGAUGAUGAUUUGGGUUAUGUUGAUUUUGUCAUCAAAGUCUAUUUUGCAAAUGUCCAUCCAAAAUUUCCCGAAGGCGGUAAAUUAUCUCAAUAUUUGAAUAACAUGAAAAUCGGUGAUAAAAUUAAUAUUGCGGGGCCAAACGGAAAUUUGAUAUACAAAGGAAUGGGAAAAUUCUCAAUCAAAGAAGGCUAUGGUUCACCAUUUACACAACGAAACUAUUUAAAAGUUGGAAUGAUUGCUGGCGGUACUGGCAUCACUCCGAUGUUGCAGAUCAUUCGACAUGUAUUUAAAGAUCCCAAAGAUAAAUUACAAAUAUGGCUUUUGUAUGCUAACCAAACAGAAAAGGAUAUUUUACUACGAAAAGAAUUGGAAGAAGUUUGCGAAAAAAAUUCUGAUCGUCUGAAUCUCUGGUAUACAUUGGAUCGACCUUCAGAAGGUUGGCAAUAUAGUACUGGCUUUAUAAAUGAUGAAAUGAUAUCGAAACAUUUACCACCACCCAGUGAAGAUACAUUAAUUCUUAUGUGUGGUCCACCACCAAUGAUUAAACAUGCUUGUUUGCCAAAUCUUGAUAAACUUGGAUACUCAGAAAAACAUAGAUUCGCCUAUUAAUUUACAAACCAAGAAUCUUUAAUAAAAUCAUAUAAAACAUUUAGAAAAAUAAAUGAUGAGUUAUUUUAUUUUAAAAAA
Molecule: messenger RNA, 1309 nt
Organism: Dermatophagoides farinae (American house dust mite)
Lineage: Eukaryota; Metazoa; Arthropoda; Arachnida; Sarcoptiformes; Pyroglyphidae
Product: NADH-cytochrome b5 reductase 3
Cellular component (GO): mitochondrion
Molecular function (GO): FAD binding; oxidoreductase activity
Source: RefSeq, a predicted model, not a curated record